GAAAGCCUUUUAAACAUGAAUAGUAUCUGUGGCACAGAUAAGACGUGGCACAAAUAAGACACAUUGUGGUUAGUCUAUUGUAAAGACUCAAUGACAGUAUGCAAAUGAAAACACUGCCAGAAGAGGACACUAAAAUCUUUGGAUGGUUACCAGACCAAAAAUGUAGAAUUUCAGUGGUUUGCUUUAAUCUAAUUAAGUGAGAAGUAAAAAGACAGUUAGUGACAAUUAGUGGUGUAUCAAGUUGCCUAUUAGCUGACCAGACACCCAUACUUUCACAAACUGGAUUAUAAGAAUUAGGAACAUUUGAUUGGAUCAAGGUUCUAACACUAUAUAGACUGGAUAGUUUGACAGUUCUUCAGUCUUGGAGAUUCUAUUCAUAAGUUCAGUGUAUUAAGUGACAGAAAGGAACAGUGGGAACCCCAACUGAGUUUGGAAGUUUGAUAAGAGCUACACCAACAGUAGAUGAGCAUUUGUGAUUGUUGAAUCAAAUGACAGCUGAGUAACCAAAGAAGCAAACAACAUUCAGAUAUGAGAAUUCAGUGGACAAUGGUGGACAGAGGAUCAUAGUGUGUGUGUGUUUGGGCACAUAGUAUCUCACUGAAUCUAUAAAAAUCAGAAUAUAUCUCAUCACAAAACAUCAUAUGGUGAACAAAAAUUGUUCUUGUGUAUCACAUAACAAAAGACUUUAGAGAAGACAUCCAUCAUCAACAUUUUUCAAAAGCAGGAAGUUCAAUUAUAUCUGGAGAAUUUAGAUACAUAUGAUGUCAUUUCACAAAACUAAAAGCAGAAGAGGAUGAAUUUAUGAAAUAUAUAUCCUGAUAGAUUUCACCUGAUUUCAACAUGGAUUUAUCAUGCUUGUUUGUCAACUUCUAUGGAUAUAAACUUCAGAGGAGUUGCUGUAAUGGAAAAUAUAGUUGUGGGAUGAGAGCAUAUAAAGUUGAGAAGUCACUCCAGCAUUCCAAGACUCCUGGCUUGAAGCGUCUUCUGGUGGAGGACAACAUCAACAUAGACCAUGCCGUAGAGGAAAUACUUCUCAUUAAGUCUGUCAGUCCAGAGGUUUACCCUCAAUUUGGACAUGCUUUGAAGACAUGUCUGUGCCAAAUAUGUGGAUACCGCCAACUUAUCCAGCAGCUUGAGAUAAUCAGAAAGACAAAGUAUUCAUCAGAAAAUCACCAGCAUGAAGCUAUGAUAAUGCAGCUGUGGGAAACAUUAAUGCCAAAUGAACCCUUAGAGUCAAGAAUCUCAAAACAAUGGCAGGAAAUUGGUUUCCAAGGAGAUGACCCCAAAACAGAUUUCAGAGGCAUGGGACUCCUUGGACUACAGAACUUGGUAUUUUUUGUGACACAGUUCACAGAUACAGCACGCCAAGUCUUCUCUCACUCUCUUCAUCCACAGAUGGGGUAUUCAUUUGCAAUAGUUGGAAUCAAUCUGUCACACAUGACGUACCAGUUGAUGCAAUCUGGGGCCUUGAAGACUCAUUUCUACAACCUUGUCCUAGGAAAGCCAAGAAUUGAACAUUUCCACCAAGUAUACUGUUAUUUAUUUUUUGAGUUUGAUAAAUUCUGGUUUUCGGAAAAACCAAGAGACAUUAUGGAGUUCAACAGAAUUAAGGAAAAGUUCCAGCGUAAAAUUUUGACACAACUGAAAAACAAAUCAACAACUUUGCACAGUGGCUUUGUGCAGGAAAGCAGUGUGUGACAGAAUGUUAACAGUUGACGGUGACAGAGACACUCAGUUAACUGUGGAACACCUUGUUGACUGUAAUACAGUGUAAAUAUGUAAAUAGUGGAGGUCCGUAAAAUUUAGGAAACAGGCAGGAAACAAGCAAUGACAUUUAAAAUUGAAACAAUUGGUUAGACUGAGCAUAAUUGAAUUAUUAAUUGUGUUUCUUGAUCAAUAAAUGAAUCACUAUAAAGUAUGUGAUCUUAUUGAUUCACAAUGUUUCAGUUGCUCACCUUAUAACACGUAUGUGAUAUAUAUAAGUGAUUUUAAAUGGAUCAUUAAGACAAGUUCAUUCAACCAUACAGGAUGUCUGACUGGAGCUGGCAUUUUACAAUGUUUUAAGUCUGCACUUAUCAUGUUCAAAUUGUCCUACACCUUUAUGUAUUGGGACUAGAAAGGCAGUUUGAAAAUGUUUUAAGAAGCACUGUUAGAGAGUUCGUUGCUAUGGCAAUGUGACAUCAGAUUACCCAGGCAACGUUUCAUGAUACUGAUGUUAUACUGUAUUGUUUGAAUGAUGCUUUUUAGCUCACAUGGAUGAGCUAUUGUAAUCUCCCACUUGUACUUGUCUGUUUGUCCGUCAGUCUGCCUGUUCAUCCAUCCGUCUGUCUGUCAACGAUUGGUAGCUUAUUCGAAAUACUCCAUGAAAAUUGAAAUGGUUUCACUUUUAUAAAAUGUGUCAUCUUUUGGUCAAUACUCCAGAAGUUAUCCAUCAAUUUGCUUGAAAGUUCACAGGCAUGUGUACCUACAUCCUUGCAGCAAGGGUUAUAUGUAGGUUGUCAGUAAUGUCUGCAUAGGUUUUGGCAAAAUAUGUCACAUAGAAUCAAAAUGGCCACUAUUUUUAUUGCACAAAAAUCAAAGUAUUUUAUUAAUUUGCUUGUAUAUUCAGCUAAGGGUAUAGGUUAACAAUAGUAUCCGGAAGCUUUAACAGAACAGCCAUGAACACUGGCCACCACAUCUUUCAUGUUGCUUGUAUCACUACAUGAAAAUCUAUGAUGUAAAUUUUGAACAUGAUGAGUGCAGUAUUAAUGAACAAGCGGCAGUCCUGUUACUUUUGGGACACCUUGCAGACUUGAUUUGUUAAGUCAGAACCUAAAAC
Molecule: messenger RNA, 2818 nt
Organism: Owenia fusiformis
Lineage: Eukaryota; Metazoa; Annelida; Polychaeta; Sabellida; Oweniidae
Source: the annotation of a GenBank genome assembly